GGUCACCGCUCUGCAGCAGACCCAGGAGACGUCCGGACGGUCUCCUUGUUGGCGGAAAUGACGCCGACCGGUAGAGGGCGUGCAGCGUGCUGACAUCAGCUGCGUGGGCUCCGGUGCUCGGCGGCGGAGAAGAUGGCGGUGAACGCAGUUACAGUUCCUCGUAAUUUCCAGUUACUGGAAGAACUCGAAGAAGGCCAAAAAGGAGUUGGAGAUGGUACUGUUAGCUGGGGCCUUGAGAAUGAUGAAGAUAUGACUCUUGCUAGAUGGACUGGAAUGAUCAUUGGGCCUCCUCGGACAAAUUAUGAAAAUAGAAUAUACAGCUUGAAAAUAGAAUGUGGACCUAAAUAUCCCGAAGCCCCUCCGACAGUUAGAUUUGAAACAAAAAUAAACAUGAAUGGUAUAAAUAGCUCCAAUGGUAUGGUGGACUCACGAUGCAUACCUGUUUUAGCUAAAUGGCAAAACUCAUAUAGCAUUAAAGUUGUUCUUCAAGAACUUAGACGCAUGAUGAUGUCCAAAGAAAAUAUGAAGCUCCCACAGCCUCCAGAAGGACAGACCUACAACAAUUAGUUGAUAUGGGAAUGUUUCCAUACUCCUCCCAACCCCCGCCAUGAAUUUCUAUAAGGCCUGCAAUAUGUAUUGUUGCAUGCCUCUCCAGCUCUGAGAGGGAAAAGCCCUUUCAGCCCUGACAACUAUAAACUGGGCACAGUUUGCACAUGACUCGUCCUUGUUGGCUUGGAUGUCUCCUUGUUUUGACUCCCAUUGGUCAUGGACUUAUGCAAUGUGUGUUGCAGUGAAACCCCUAUACAUCUGCACAAAAGAGAGAAAACGUUUGACAGGAGUGUAGGGGUUCCAACGUAGUAUUAUUUUUUUGGAUGUAGUGUUGUUUGAUCAUUGGGAUUUACACAUUCAUGAGAUUUUUGUUUCUUUCAAGAGCAGCAUCAAUUUCUUUUUACGUAAUAUAGGGUUCCUUUUACUAAGAUUUGCUGUGUGACAUUUACAUUUCUGUGAGAUCAUCCAUAGCAAUAUAGUUCAUACUGCUGGUGUGUCAGCAUGUACUGCUGUUAAGAGGUAUGAUGCAGCGUCUUACAGCAGUUUAAAUUAUAUUUUUAUCUAUGAACAUCCAGUUAUAUGUAGAUAUAAUCUACAAAGAGAGAGAUGGAUAAGUUUGUAAAUGCUUUGCAUUACUCUUCUUGUGCUAAUCCUGGAAACAGCCUGAUCACUUAGGUUCGCUGUACUUUGCCAGGACAUAUUGGAAUUUCGGCACAAUGGUAUGUCAACAUAUAUUGUAGUGUGCCCAUUAAAGGGUUACUCCCGUGGAAAACUUUGUGUUUUUUUUUUGUUUUUUUUUUCUUAAAUCAACUGGUGCCAGAAAGUUACAGAUUUGUAAAUCACUUCUAUUAAAAAAUCUCAAUCCUUCCAGUACUUUUUAGAAGCUGUAAACUAAAGAGAAAUCCCAAAAAGAAAUGCAUUUCCUCUGAUGUCAUGACCACAGUGCUCUCUGCUGUCCAUUUUAGGAACUGUCCAGAGCAGCAUAUGUUUGCUAUGGGGAUUCUCCUCUGCUCUGGACAGUUCCUAAAAUGGACAGCAGAGGUCAGCAGAGAGCAAUGUGGUCAUGACAUCAGAGGAAAUGCAUUUCUUUUUUGGAUUUCUCUUUAGUAUACAGCCGAUUAAAAAGUACCGGAAGGAUUAAGAUUUUUUUUAAUAGAAGUGAUUUACAAAUCUGUUUAACUUUCUGGCACCAGUUGAGUACCCCUUUAACUUUAAUGAACCGAACAGUGCACGUUCAAGAAAGAAGGCCAGUCACUAGUAGACUGUUAGGCCCCUUACAUUAAAUGCAGCAAAUUUGUAUAAAAAAAGGAACAGAAGAAUGACGCUAUCUUAAGUGCAAUUCAUUUUACCACAGAGCUUGUGGGAAAAAGAGUGGAUAUGCACUUCCCUGAUGGUGUUGCGCCUACAAGCACAACACUAGAACGAGCAUUUAGCUCUUGCAGGUCCUUAUGGCUGCCAGGCAUCUGCGACCGAUCAUCAGUCAGAGCGUUGGUAAUGGUACAUAUGCAAGUUGCAAGGAUUUUGUUGAAUCAUUUGAAAAUGGAGAUGCAGCAAUGGUGCCUGAGGUGUGCAGUGGUGAUCAAGGAACGAAUUCCUGGUGCAAAUAAAUGAAAUGGGUUGAGAAUUAAAAAUAAGCUUAAUUUAUCCACAUUGCAAUUUGUUCCUAGAUCACCACUGCACGCCUCAGGCACCACCGCUGCAUCUCCAUUUUUGAGUGAAUGUACUAACUCCUUGCAACCGGCGGAUGUGCCAUUCUGCAGUAAACAUUGUAAUUAAAUACCUUUUUAUGCUUAUAUCCCAAUACUACAAGUAUAAAGCAUCAUGAAUGUGGCCUCAGCUGAGUUCCUAUAAUGCAGUUUAUUUAUGAUUUUUGCAUCAGAUUGCCAGCGCCUGGUGUAAAUACAAAACCUCCCAGAAAUUAUCACCAAGGCAAAUGAACAUGAAAAGGAUGCUGGGAGAUUUCUGCUCUGAAGCAUACAUCUUUAUAAGAGCAGCUGUAAUACAAUCUGUAGAAUAACAUUAUAUGUAAACUUUUAAAUGCUGUUCACCGCUGGAUAUUCUCUUUAAAUGUCAUGCAGGAAAUAUUAGGAAAGUUCUCCUAUUAAAGUGUUACCGUCAUUAAAAAGAAAACUUUUCAUGUGUCACAUGCAGACAUCUCAAACGUUUUGAUCAGUUGGGGUCUUGGUCUCAAGACCCCCACCGAUCUCUAGAUAUAGCCAUAAAAAACAUGCGGCGGCACAGCUCUCUACCUAGCUCAGUCCUUCUGAUUGCAGGAAAUGGGCUCUAGUCUAUGGACUUCUGCAAUUGGAUGGACUGGACGUCCUGCCAUUCCAUCCUAGCUAUAUCUAGAGAUGAGGGGGGACUCGGCACUGAGACUGACUGAUUAAAUAGUUUUUAUUUUUAUUUUUUAUGACUGUAACGAUUUAAGGUGUCACAGUAAACACAGGUUCAGAACAAUCACGCCUAAAUGAACUGAAUGUACUUUAAUACGUUUCUCCUAGCUAGCACCUGAUAUUCACCCAGUUUUUAGAGAAAUGUUUUUCAAAGAUGGUUCUUUUCUGAGAUGUGUAUUAACCAUGAAGCAAUAUGAUUGUGUAAAGUGGGUCAUUGCCAACUAGACAGCCAACACUUACUGUGAACAGAUGAGACCUCUGCGCAUCCCCUAAGAGUCUGUCUCUUAUUAGCUCCGAGACAGAAAGCUCUAUAGUCCAAAAUCCCUCAGGCCCAGUUUUCAAGCCUUAGAUUGGGCACAUAAAUUGUGCCAUUCAUAACCAGCUUUAGUCCUGUAGCAUCUCUCACAAUCUGGCCAGCUCGCCUAUAUAUAGAUGGAAAGAAUUAUUUUGAACAGGAUCUUUUUUUAGCUGUUUGUGGAACAUGAAAAUGCAGAAAAUUGCCUUGUUCUUAUUGUUUCCUAAACUUAGCUACUUCCCUCAUACGUGUUAUAUAUGGGGCCAAGUAUAGAAUCAUAUUUUAAUGUUCAUGAUUUGGGUAUGAUUGGUUGUACAGUAUUAUACUGUGGUAUGGUUGGCAUUAUUUCAGGAUGGGGUCAUUAGCUUCAAAGUGCAAAGUGUCACAGUUACUAUGGAUAUUUGCACUUUUGGCAAUUGCACUUCUACACAUUGUCAGUAAAUAGACCCUGUUGUGUUGUAUUCAUUUACAGGGCUUAGAGAUGAGCACAGCAUGAAUAUCUUCUUACAUGUAAAGGGAUCAUUGGACACUGGCGGGGCAGAUAGACGGGCUACACGUGUUGCUUUUCCUGUUCCUAGGGCCGUGUUAGAAUGUUUUUGUUUGCUUCAAGCUGUCAUGCAUCUGUCACAAGAGAAAAGUGUGAAGAUAUGGAAGUUAAUAUAUAUUGCACUUAGACAAAUAUCUGAAAAGAAAACCAAUUCUAUAUGCACCCUGUUUGGCAAAGGGAAUGCUGUUAUUAAGUACAUUGCAGUGAGAACAUACGCUGGUGUUUCUUUUGCGAGAGUCAUAGAAGCAGACUAGGAGACCAUGUUGUGUCAAAGUGUGUUCAAACCGAAUCUUGUUCAUUGAAUUUGAGAUAGUUAACUCUAAAGCAGCUCGUGUUUGUUACUUGUAACAGACAGAAAACAUUUGUUUACAGCCUUUAUUCCAAUAAACUGCAUUCUUAUACAGCAGAUGUAUAUGAAAAGGAUAUGGAUAAUGUGACCUGAGGCUGAAGCUAGUCUUACAAUGUAAAUAAAAUGUUGAAAGUGA
Messenger RNA from Hyla sarda, 4269 nucleotides. RefSeq names its product ubiquitin conjugating enzyme E2 V2 (gene UBE2V2). Lineage: Eukaryota; Metazoa; Chordata; Amphibia; Anura; Hylidae. The record is from RefSeq and is a predicted model, not a curated record. The transcript is spliced from 4 exons. The coding region runs from base 133 to 567 and encodes 144 amino acids. Gene Ontology annotation, biological process: protein K63-linked ubiquitination; DNA damage tolerance. Gene Ontology annotation, cellular component: nucleus.